CCUCCCAGCCCUAACGUCACCCUGGAGGGCCAGUACCACUGCCACCAGGGGCCGGGGAUCCCCCUGGACAAGCUGUGUGACUUCAGCACAGACUGUCCGCUCGGCGAUGACGAAGGCGACCUCUGUAGACACUUCCUCAAUGGCAGCUACUGCUCUUUUGAAGAGGGCGAGUGCAGUUGGCAGUCAAUAACGGGCCGGGGUCUCUCCUGGAGAAGACAGCAGACACCAUCCAAGGCUUUGAGACAGAGCUGCCUGUCAUCAGGUGCUACAUUCAGUGUGGAAGGAGGCCAGUCCAAAGGCCAGCGGAGCUCAGCAGUUCUGAGGAGCCCUCUCUUCCCCCCUCCUCUCAGAAACUCUCGAUGCACGAUGAGAUUCUGGCUGUGUUCUGGGGGCUCACAGAGGGGGUCGCUGUCGCUGUGGAUCGCUGAGAACAGUACAGGCCCUGAGGAGCAGCGCAGACUGUGGCGUUCAGCCAGCGUGCCCAAAUCUGAGAAGGGCUGGAAACUCAUCAUACUGCCCCUUUACGGGCUGGCAGACUGGUUUUGGCUGCAAUUCAGCACAGAAGAUGGACCUGGAUCGGGUUCAGCCGUGUCUAUUGACAACAUCUCUUUCAGUAUGGACUGCUUCCUGGCAUCCAACGGUGAGUUCCCACCAACCAGCUCCACCAUGCUGCCUUUCAUACGGACCAACAAGACUACCCCCCCAUCCAUUCGAAGCCCUUUGAGCUUCCCCACCACAGAUUAUCCAGACAAGAAAUGGAUUUUUCAUACCUGUGGCGGUGUGGGCCCUGAAGGCCCAACUCCCUCUCAGUGCCUCAACUCCUAUAAGUACAGCAACGUCAACGUGACAGUCGGCACCCGUGGGCCCUUCAAAGGCAUCCAAAUGUGGCUUGUUCAGGAAUCUGGCACCUACAGGAUUACAGCCUACGGUGCUGCUGGCGGUCGCAGCGUGUUGGCCAUGAGCAGGUCACAUGGUGUCUACAUCACAGGAGACUUCCUGCUGCGGAGGGGCGAGCUGCUUCACAUCCUGGUGGGACAGAAAGGAGAGGACGCAUGCCCCAAUAUCAACCCCAUGCUGAAUAAGAUCUGCCAGGAACAGAGCGCCCCCAUGUCCAACAAAACCCAAGUGAAAGGGGGUGGAGGAGGAGGGGGCGGGGCCACAUAUGUGUUCAAGGUGGUAAAAGACGUGUUCAUCCCCCUCAUCAUCGCUGCUGGGGGAGGGGGCCGGGGCUACAGCAGCCUAUCAGAGAUGCAGCUGGAGCAGAUGGACUAUGACCCCAGCCAACCGGGACGCAACGGGAAGUCAAGUGCUGCAGGUGGAGGCGGAGGCUGGAACGACACUGCUCCUGUCAGUCAGGGGGGCAGACCUCUGGUGCUGGGGGGCCAGGGAGGGCAGGCCUGUCAAAAGUUCUGGCAGACUCGCGGUGGCUUCGGGGGCGGCGGCGGGGGGUGUAUGUCCGGGGGCGCUGCCGGAGGAUACAGAGGUGGUAACACCUCGCUGGAUAACAACCCCAAACACGAUGGUGACGAUGGCACCUCCUUCCUCGGCCCAGAAGGAGAGCCCUUCCUCUACCCGCUGAAAGCUAUGGAGGGGGAUGGGGAGGUGAUCAUCAGUCCCGUGCAGAACUGCAGCCACUGUGAAAGCGACGAAUGCCACGACACCUACGGCAGCAUCGUGUGCUACUGCGACGAGGGUCUGAUCCUGGCCCGGGACGGGGUCUCCUGCAUCAACGCUACAGAGGUUACCCGCCCCCCCCCCCAGCCGUCUCUAUCCCACCUGGCGCUGGGGCUGUCUGUGGGCACCUCGGCCCUCAUCGCCGCCCUGCUGCUGGCCGUCUCCGGGGUCAUGAUCAUGUACAGGCGUAAACAUACGGAGCUGCAGUCCAUCCAGCUGGAGCUGCAGAGUCCAGACUGUAAGCUCAGCAAGCUGCGGGCCUCCACCAUCAUGACCGACUACAACCCCAACUACUGCUUCGCCGGAAAGACGGCAUCGGUCACCGACCUGAAGGAAGUGCCGCGGAGAAAUAUCUCCCUCACCAGGGGUCUGGGUCACGGAGCCUUCGGUGAAGUGUAUGAAGGGCUGGCAGUGGGGAUCCCAGGUGAACCCAGUCCUCUGCAAGUGGCAGUCAAGACCCUGCCUGAGGUUUGCUCUGAGCAGGAUGAGUUGGACUUCCUCAUGGAGGCUCUAAUCAUCAGUAAGUUCAGCCACCAGAACAUCGUGCGCUGUGUGGGCGUCAGUCUGCAGACCAUGCCCAGGUUCAUCCUGCUGGAGCUGAUGACCGGGGGAGACCUCAAGUCCUUCCUGAGGGAGACCAGACCCCGGCUGGAGCAUCCGUCCAGCUUGUCCAUGGUGGAUCUUCUGAAUGUGGCCCGAGACAUCGCAAAGGGCUGCCAGUAUCUGGAGGAGAACCAGUUUAUACACAGAGACAUUGCAGCUCGUAAUUGCCUACUGACCUGCAAAGGAUCGGGCCGGGUCGCCAAGAUUGGAGAUUUUGGGAUGGCUCGAGACAUUUACAGGGCCAGCUAUUACAGGAAGGGGGGGCGGGCCAUGCUGCCAGUCAAGUGGAUGCCGCCUGAAGCCUUCAUGGAGGGCAUCUUCACGUCUAAAACAGACACGUGGUCCUUCGGGGUUCUGCUGUGGGAGAUCUUCUCAUUGGGCUACAUGCCGUAUCCAAGUCGCAGUAACCAGGAAGUGUUGGAGUUUGUGACCAAUGGCGGAAGAAUGGACCCACCCAAAAACUGCCCUGGGCCUGUAUACCGCAUAAUGACUCAGAGCUGGCAGCAUCAGCCUGAAGACAGGCCCAACUUCUCCACCAUCCUGGAGAGAAUCGACUACUGCCUGCAGGACCCUGACGUGGUGACCAUGCCGCUGCCUGUAGAGUAUGGACCUGUCCCAGAAGAGGAGGAGCGGGACCCCUCGGCUCCGACGGUGCUGGUGAACGCCCCGGUACAUGAUGGGGAGGUCCAGCAGCAGCCCCCCCCCCUCCUAUCCUACAAGAGACCCCCUGAGAGGGGGGGAGCACAGCGCGGAGACGAGCGCAGCAUUGGAGGCUAAAGCACAGACGUCGCCCCCCCCCUACCUCCACCAGCAGCCUCACACGCAGAUCGCCAUGACAACCAGCAACACGGUCACCUCCACAGCCGCCUCUACGCUCACUGCCAAGGGCCCGCACAUCCCCCCCCAGCACGGCCCUGAGGGGGGGCACAUCAACCUGGCGUUCACCCAGGUUCAGCCGCAGGAGAAGGAGGGCCCCAACGGGAAGAGCACCACCCUGUGGAACCCCACCUACGGGUCCUGGUUCCUGCAGCA
Messenger RNA from Trematomus bernacchii (emerald rockcod), 3309 nucleotides. RefSeq names its product ALK receptor tyrosine kinase (gene alk). Gene Ontology annotation, biological process: regulation of neuron differentiation; protein phosphorylation; positive regulation of kinase activity. Lineage: Eukaryota; Metazoa; Chordata; Actinopteri; Perciformes; Nototheniidae. The transcript has 24 exons. Gene Ontology annotation, cellular component: signaling receptor complex; membrane. The record is from RefSeq and is a predicted model, not a curated record. Bases 367 to 3054 code for a protein of 895 amino acids. Gene Ontology annotation, molecular function: transmembrane receptor protein tyrosine kinase activity; ATP binding.